Limanda limanda (common dab) is the source of this 753-nucleotide messenger RNA. RefSeq names its product sialic acid acetylesterase (gene siae). Gene Ontology annotation, biological process: carbohydrate metabolic process. Gene Ontology annotation, molecular function: sialate O-acetylesterase activity. The record is from RefSeq and is a predicted model, not a curated record. NCBI's taxonomy places the organism in Eukaryota, Metazoa, Chordata, Actinopteri, Pleuronectiformes, Pleuronectidae.
AUGGAGCCUGGGAGGAUAGAGCAUGCAGGAGGCAGGAAACUCAACUUAAGACCUACCUGGAGGAUGGAGUUUCACCAGGGCUCAGGGGGCCAGACAGCUGCUGAUUUCCCCUUUGGGUUUGUCCAGCUGUCAACAUGUGAAAAGAACUCGUCAUCUGAAAGUUUUCCAAUCCUCCGCUGGCACCAGACAGCAGACGUGGGCUUUGUCCCAAAUCCACGGAUGCCGCGAACCUUCAUGGCUGUGGCUUUGGAUUUACCUGACGAAUACUUUCCAAAUUAACCGGUCCAUGCGUGAUACAAGCGAGACAUAGCUUACAGGCUGUCACUGGGCGCAAGGGCAGUGGCUUAUAAUGAAACAGAUGUGCACUUCCUUGGACCUUUCCCCAACCAAACCCUGUGCUCAGGAAUGCAUGUCAACAUAACUUACGACCAGGCAGUGUCUGUCACACCAUCGUAUAAUGUCUUUGAGAUCUGUUGCUCUGCGAAUCAAGCUCCAUGCGGGCCGAGGUCCCUCUGGGUUCCAGCUCCUAUCACAAACUGGGGUCCGACCACUGUCCAGCUUUCCACUAGUUCGUGUUCCCCCACUGAAGUAGCAGCUGCUGUUCGUUAUGCAUGGAGAGAUUGGCCUUGUGACUGUAAAGCUUGUCCAAUCUACAGCCUCAGCAGCAUUUUACCUGGCCCUCCUUUUAUUUCAAAUUGCCAACCAGGAAUCAAUAAGAAAAGUCACAGAACCAGAAAAUGUAAAAAGAUGUGA